ACAUUCUUGCGCUGCGCGAAGUGGAGAUCCACCGUGGCGUGGAACUGCGUGCAAUGAGCAAGCUUGUUGGCUCGUACAACCACCAUCGCGCCUCCAACGAGCUGCAAAAACCUGCCAUCGAUGCGUUGCUCAAAUCGCCCUCGCUGGGGAGAUUGGCCAUUUUGGCCGACUGGAAGGAGUUGCUCAGCUUGCCACUUCAGCCCAAGGCCACGGGAGAAGCUUUUUAUGGAUCUGCAAGGAAGGAGGUAUCCAUAUUCG
This is a messenger RNA of Symbiodinium necroappetens, 258 nucleotides long. The record is from the annotation of a GenBank genome assembly. NCBI's taxonomy places the organism in Eukaryota, Dinophyceae, Suessiales, Symbiodiniaceae.